AUGCGCGGUGGCUUCCGUUACCUUAACUUGUUUCUCACCACCGACAACUCCGCGGCUAAUGCAUCCUUGGAGAUCCGCCACAUCAGCCUCGAGAUCAGUUUUCAGCCAACGUGGUCUAACUUGAGAGCAUACAAGGGAUGCUUCUCCUCGAGCGGCGAGCUUCUCACCAAGAUCUGGUGCGCUGGCGCUUACACGCUUCAGACCAGUUCUGUACUCAGAAAGACAGGGUGA
Messenger RNA from Colletotrichum spaethianum, 231 nucleotides. RefSeq lists its product as uncharacterized. The record is from RefSeq and is a predicted model, not a curated record. Bases 1 to 231 code for a protein of 76 amino acids. The transcript has a single exon. Lineage: Eukaryota; Fungi; Ascomycota; Sordariomycetes; Glomerellales; Glomerellaceae.